UUUGUUUUUCACGAUUCUCUCUACCUCGAUAUAACACUACUGGAAACUCUUCUUGUCGACGACAAGUUCGACUGUAGCUUUGCUUGUGUUCAUAACAAACUCUGUAUUUCCUUCAACUUGGCAGAGACGUCAGCAGAAAAACUUUGGUGCGAGCUUCUUCCAUCUAGUAUCUAUAACAACACAGGGAAAAUCGUUUUAAAUUUUAAAUUUGAUCAUUACAGCAUACAGACUAGUAGCAAACCUACAAUAAUUGAUGUAGCCUUAUAUGUAAUUGCGUUUUUUUUUACAACUUACGGUGAACCACAGACGAGAGUUAUCUCGCUAGAAGUGAAGAUAUAAAAGAGAAAAAGAAUAAAAGUGGGUUGUUUUUUUUUUACUUAAUUCUUCGAUUCAGCCACUUAACAUAUAUGUUUUUAGGCUUAUAUCUGGCAGUUCGAUUUCUAUUUUUUUUUGUUUCUUUCAAAUGUUAACCGGCAUUUUUUUGUAAUCCCGAAGAGCUUUUAAAUACUGUUAGUAACUGACUGUUUGACUUAUUGCUUCCACCAAAAAUGCAUUUGACUGGUAGAGCAAACUAUACCAAGAAAAUGACGCUUGAGAACUUCGAAAAAAGCUACUAACAGUCAAGGUUGUUGGUUGUAUUAAUAGGCUCUCAGAUUAAAGUGCUAGCAUUGAUAAUGAGGAAGAGCAGAACGUUUGUUUCCAUUAUAAUCACAAUCAUUGUGUUUUAAUGUAAUGAUUUUUUCCUGCAGAAUCCUUGUACUAAUGUUCCUUGUUUAAACAAUGGGAUGUGCUCCCUGAUUUCGUUCAGAGAGGCAACGUAUAGUGGCACUUGUCUUCCUGGAUAUUUUGGCGAUGAGUGUGAAAUCUGUAAGUUAACGUACAUUUACUUGAAGUUAACAAAACACCAGUUUCGUGAUAUGAACAAGCUAUUAAAAUUUACAAGAACAACUAACAACCAGCUCAAAUUGUUAGAUACCCAAGCUUCUAGUUAGAGCUGUUCUCCUCGGCUUUGUGUUGUAUGUGAAUACAAAAUAGCGGAACCCUUUUGCUUUUUUGUUAAUUCAAAUGCACCAGAGUGCCGGGACUAUAACAUCCUCAGUCAACCCAAUCGACACCAGUCUUUUGGCCGAGGUACUAACUCAGACAGCAAUCUUGUCCCUGGCUGGUAUCGCUUCCAAUCAAGUUCAUACUCAAGAAUGGUAGACAAUUGUAUUCAGGUCCACAGGUGCACUACAGAUAUAACUGGGUGGCUAAAAGGUGGCCACCCUACAUUUAAAGAUGGCAUCGUGGACAGGGAAGCUUGCUUCCACGGUUUCAGGGAGUUAUAAUAACUCCUCUAGUGGGGCUAAUUUAACUACUUACAGUAGAGUUAUUUUUCGUGGAGUUACUUUAACUCCAAAAAGGAGUUUAAAGAACUCUUUUUCAGGAGUGAAAGUGACCCCAGAUAUUGAGGAGUUAAAAUAACCCCAAAAAAGGAGUUAUCCUGUACCUAAAAUUUUUACUCCACUUUCAGAGUUAAAUUCACUCCAAAAAGAGUAAAAACAACCCAUGUAAGGAGUACAAGUAACCCCAUUUCGGAGUAAUUUUAACUCCAGACUGGGAGUAAAAAGAACUCUUUUUCAGGAGUAAAAAUGACCCCAAAUUCGGAGUUAAAUUAGGAGUUAAAAUAACCCCAAAAAAGAGGUUAUCCUGUACCUAAAAUUUUUACUCCAUUUUUGGAGUUAUAAUAACUCCCUAAAAAUUACGGUGUGUAUGAGUUAAACCCGUCACCUGAAGGCAGGUAUCGCUACUGCGCAAGAGGAUGAACGGUACCAGGUCCUUUAAUAUGACUUGAGGAACUCUGGAUCGUAGAAAAGGGAUAUAAUGUCGAGGACGUUGUGAAUGCGAAAACUACUCAUGUCGUUAAUAAUGAUACAGCAAUAAGGAAAUGAUUUAUCUUGCCCUAGCUGAGGCCCUCAAUCCAGUUUUAACCUUAUCUCUCUCCCUUUUUUUUGCAAAAGAAUCUAGUUUAGAAGGACUUCUUCUAGAUAUGUACUAGAUAUUUUUACAACCAGCUAUACACUAAGGUCAUCUUCGGAGACCCAGGGGCUGUUAGUCGGGUCGGGAGAAGCGGCGCGAAGAUAGUUUUCAAGCCGUGCUUGGUUACCAUCCUUAUACCGUUGUAUUGCUUCCUAUCUGCUGUUGGCAUGAUAUUUAUCAUUUAUUUUUUAUCUUUCCGGCUGGUACCGCUUCCAGUCAAGUUCAUACUCAAGAAGGCUAGACAACUGUAUCCCGGUUCGCAAAUGCAGCUCUGAUCUGACUGGGUGGCUGAAUGGCGAACAUCCCACCUUUGUAGAUAGUAUCGUGGGGAGGGAAGUUUGUUUCCACGGAUUAUUAAACUGUUGUUACUGGACAGUUCAGAUACGCGUUAGAGAGUGUCAGGGUUACUAUGUGUAUGAGUUAAACCUGUCACCGACAGAAAGGUUCAGCCGCCAUUGUGCAAGCGCGUGA
Messenger RNA from Porites lobata, 2490 nucleotides. The record is from the annotation of a GenBank genome assembly. Lineage: Eukaryota; Metazoa; Cnidaria; Anthozoa; Scleractinia; Poritidae.